Rotaria sp. Silwood1 is the source of this 1275-nucleotide messenger RNA. The record is from the annotation of a GenBank genome assembly. Lineage: Eukaryota; Metazoa; Rotifera; Eurotatoria; Philodinida; Philodinidae.
AUGAUUGCUUGUUUAAAUAAGUUCGAAGAUAUCAUAAAAGUAUUACUUAAUUAUUCUGAACUCGAUCUCGAAGUGCUAAAUGAUAUACAACUCAUUGAAAAGGAUCAAAGUUUAUUAAUGUAUGAAAAUGUGACUGUUUUAUGGGCAGCAGCUGCCAUCGAUAAUUUUAAAAUCGUGAAAUUACUUGUCGAACAUGGGGCUCGAAUUAAUCACAAAACUAAAACGAAUUCAACAGCAUUUCGUUGUGCUUGUUGCAAUGGUAAUAUUAAUAUUGCUCAUUAUUUGAAUGAGAACGGUGCUGAUACUCGUAUUACCAAAAUACAUAACGAAACGAAUCUUAUGGCAAGUGUUUACAAUGAAGAUUUACAAAUGACAACUUAUCUAGUGGAUGAAUUAGGUUGUGAUGUGAAUGAAACGACAAAUGAUGGACGUUCAUCCCUUUACAUUGCUGUAGGUCGUAAAUCACUUGAACUAGUUCAAUUUUUACUAAAGCAUGGUGCUCGAAAUUUUCAAACAAAUUAUGAUCAUAUGUCUCCAUUAUUAUUAGCAGCAGAAAAAAGACAAAUUAGUCUUGUCAAUGUUAUUUCUCCACAAUGUUCAUUGCUUGAACAAAUCGAAGCGCAAGAAUUAAUUGGCAGUGCUUUUGCUUGCCGUGAACAUGGCAUUUGUGAUCUUAAAAAGUCGUUUGAAUACUUCUAUCGAGCACUUGAACUUCGGUCUACAUAUAAUCUUCCUAAAGUUCGACAAUUAUCAACUGUUGAAGUACUUGAUAAUCGACAAGAAUGUCAAACAAUUGAUGAACUAAAAAAAAUUCGAUUAAAUGAUGAUCAUAUGUACACAGAAGCGUUACUCGUACGUGAACGUUUGCUUGGACCUACUAAUGUAAGAUAUUGUCGUUCUCUUCGAUUUCGUGGUGCCCUUCUAGCUGAUAGUGCACAGCAUCAUCGAGGAGUUAAUUUUUGGUUAUAUGAACUUAGCUUACGUCGGCAGUACUCAUUAUCUAUUGAUAUCAAUGAUUUGCGUCAAUGGGCAUCGAUUUUUAGUGACAUGAUACGUAAAUCACUAUGGAUAUCGAUUGUGGCUUGGCAGACAAUAAUAACAGUAAUAGUUGACGAGUUAGAGCAUAAUAAGAAGGACUUUGAUUAUAAUUUACAUACUUUACUCUUCUUAAUAACUAUUUUUAGUCAAGUAUUGAAAUGUUUAGCAAAAAUUUUAUUACUUUGUCUAUCGAAAUUUUCUUUUUUAGGCUCUGUUAAAAUCAAUGAUUUCACAUGA